Lathyrus oleraceus (garden pea) is the source of this 759-nucleotide messenger RNA. RefSeq lists its product as uncharacterized. The record is from RefSeq and is a predicted model, not a curated record. Bases 1 to 759 code for a protein of 252 amino acids. The transcript has a single exon. Lineage: Eukaryota; Viridiplantae; Streptophyta; Magnoliopsida; Fabales; Fabaceae. Gene Ontology annotation, cellular component: plasmodesma; plasma membrane.
AUGCUUACUAGUUACCAGCUACUUCAUCUCUAUUUCCUUCUCACAUUCUUCUUCGUAUGCUUCCACUCACACUUCACUUCAGGGAAACCAAAUGAUGGAAAAGUUGUAGCAUUUUCUCGGUAUGAUGCAAUUGCUGCUGAACCUCAACCUCAACCUGAAACAUAUGGAAACUCACCACUUCCCUUAGCUGCUGAGAGAACAAGAAGAAAAGAUCCUUUAGACGGCUUCAAUGAGUACACUAAUGGAUGGAAUAUCAGUGACCACCAUUAUUGGGCUUCAGUGGCAUACACAGCAGUUCCUGUAUUCAGCAUUGUAGCAAUAUGGUUCUUAGGCUUUGGCUUCUGUUUAUUGCUUCUCAUUGUUUGUUACUUCUGUCGUAAAUACGAGCCUUAUGGUUAUUCUCCAACAUGCUACACAUUUUCCCUUAUUCUUCUCAUAUCGUUCACAAUUACAACAAUGAUUGGAUGUGCGGUUCUAUAUUUUGGCCAAGGUAGUUUUCAUCGCAGCACGACAUCAACGUUGCAGUAUGUGGUAUAUCAAGCUGAUUCUACUGUGGAUAAACUAAGGAAUGUUUCUGAUUUCCUUGCUCAAGCUAAGCAGGUUGGUAUCGACCGAGUUUUUCUUCCUGUGGAUGUUCAAACUGAUAUCGAUGAGGCAGAAACAGAUAUCAACGCAUCAACGCUUCUGCUACCACAAUCUCCAUCAUCGUCUGCAAAAAACCUGCAACAGAACCACACUUCCAUCUUUCUUCACCUUUAA